Messenger RNA from Aspergillus piperis CBS 112811, 1506 nucleotides. Its product is annotated as Zn(II)2Cys6 transcription factor. Gene Ontology annotation, biological process: regulation of DNA-templated transcription. The transcript is spliced from 2 exons. The coding region runs from base 1 to 1506 and encodes 501 amino acids. Lineage: Eukaryota; Fungi; Ascomycota; Eurotiomycetes; Eurotiales; Aspergillaceae. The record is from RefSeq and is a predicted model, not a curated record. Gene Ontology annotation, molecular function: zinc ion binding; DNA-binding transcription factor activity, RNA polymerase II-specific.
AUGCCUGGAGAACUGAUCGUGCGAACGGAAAGUGCUCAGCGACGCAGAAAGCCUGGGAAGAGAUCUCGAACGGGAUGCCGAACCUGCCGGGUACGGCGCAUAAAAUGCGACGAGGCACCGGGGUCCUGUAGGAAUUGCACUUCUACAGGCCGAGCCUGCGACGGAUACGAUCUGCACCGAUUCCCCAUCAAGCGGGAAUUGUGUCUCCCGACCCUAGGGAUGGGCGUUGGAGGAAUCAUGACUUCCGAUGAGAAACGAGGUUUUUCGUACUUUCAAUACCGCCUUGUCCCUGACCUUGUGGGCUUUUUUGACUCCUGGCUCUGGCAGAAGCUGGUCCUGCAGAUGUGUCAUUCCGAUCCAGCGGUAUGCCAUGCUGUCAACAUGGUGAGCGCAAUUCACCAAGAUGCUGAGGAAAGAGGCAUGCGACUAGCUGGGGAGGAUUUGCAGAACCCAAAACACCGAUUUGCACUUGAGCAGGCUGCCCGAUCUUUCGCACAUUUGCAAAAGCGCCGGGCCUCUCCCGACCCGCAGUUGCGCGAGGUUGUGCUAGUGUGCUGCCUUCUUUUCGUCAUGGCAGAGCUGCUGUUGGGAGAAUUCGCCAGAGCCUUCAUACACCUACGUAGUGGCACACAAAUUCUCGAGGAGUCGCUACGCCUUGGGAUACCAGUGAUUCCUUGUCUUUCUGAAACACUCCGCGUCUUGAAUUCCCAGUCGUCACAUGUCGGAGACUUUGAGUCAGAAUCAGGCAUUCAAGGCGAGGCGGAGAAUGAACGUGAUAUUGAGACUUUCGACGGCUUUGAAAGUCUGAAGGUAGCGCGACAAUGCUUUCAGCGAGUCAUGUAUAGGGUGAUCCCGUUCAUUGCCACGGCUUGGAGACUUCCACAAACAGAGAUACUAGCGAACUACGAAACGCUUUGGGCCAAACGACAGAGGCUGUUAUCCUCGCUGGAGCACCUUGCAGAGCGGUUUGAACUGUUUUACCAACGAGAAUAUGCCACUCUUAACGCGAAAGAGCAAAUAGGGGCGGAUAUCGUGAGGCUCCAAUUGGUUGCCAAGACAAUCGUACUGAAAACGUGCCUGCUCGACGAGUAUGACUACAGAUUGCUCACCCUUGAAUAUAGCAAUCUGUUAUCAGGAUACGAAAAAUUCAUGGACAGGUUUCCCUGUCGCCCCACUAUCACACUGGAUUACGGACUAAGCUUUGGGCUAUUUGCUGUGGCAUCGAAAUGUCCAGACCUUGGCAUCCGUCUUCGAGCCGUUGAUGCCUUGCGCAGGUGGCCGCAUUACGAGGGCAUGAUCAAUUCCAACGCCGGGGCAGGAAUAGCGGUGGAGGCGAUCAAAUUGGAGUUGCAUAAGAUGCAGAAGGAUGAUGCGGAGCGCGUGUCUUCGAUAGAUCGGGAUCCUGACGUAAGCUUUUGGGAAAUGAUCAGAAGAACGCAGAAUGGGACGCAGUGGCCGGCUGUACGCGAUGUAGAGCUGCGAGUGAAGGAGACUCGACGGUUGUGA